Messenger RNA from Penicillium cinerascens, 4473 nucleotides. Its product is annotated as pleiotropic drug resistance family ABC transporter. NCBI's taxonomy places the organism in Eukaryota, Fungi, Ascomycota, Eurotiomycetes, Eurotiales, Aspergillaceae. Gene Ontology annotation, biological process: transmembrane transport. The record is from RefSeq and is a predicted model, not a curated record. Gene Ontology annotation, cellular component: membrane. The transcript has a single exon. Gene Ontology annotation, molecular function: ATP binding; ABC-type transporter activity; ATP hydrolysis activity. Bases 1 to 4473 code for a protein of 1490 amino acids.
AUGUCGCUCCUGGGGACUAUCAACCCUAAUCUCCCCGAGACCAAUCACGAGUCUACGAUGGUCUCGCGUGAAACUCGUCACCAUGACCCCGCCGCCAGCGUCAGCACCGACGAUACAACCGUCGAGAAGUCCGAAGAGAUCGAUGAGGAGAUGGUCGAGGCCGAGGUCACCGACAUGGCCCGGAAGCUCACUCGCGAAUCCACUCGCUGGGGUGAGGCCGAGAACACCUUCAUCGACAUGAAGGAGGAUUCGACCCUCAACCCGCACAGCCCGAACUUCAAGGCCCGCAACUGGAUGAAGAACCUGCUCGCCGUCACCUCUCGCGACCCCGAACGGUACCCCCAGCGCCAAGCCGGUGUCUCCUUCCGAAACCUCAGCGUGCAUGGACAUGGCAGCCCGACAGAUUAUCAGAAGGAUGUGUUUAACUCCAUCCUGCAGGUCGGAGCUUUGGCCCGCUUGAUGACCGGAACUGGAAAGCAGAAGAUCCAAAUUCUACGUGAUUUUGAUGGCUUGGUCAAGAGUGGCGAGAUGCUCGUCGUUCUGGGCCGUCCCGGUUCCGGUUGCUCAACCUUCCUGAAGACUCUUGCUGGUGAAAUGAACGGUAUUCAGAAGGAUGGCCAGUCCCACAUGAACUACCAGGGUAUUUCCGACAAGAAGAUGAAAAACCAGUUCCGUGGCGAGGCCAUUUAUACCGCCGAGACCGAUGUUCACUUCCCCCAGCUGUCUGUGGGAGACACGCUGAAGUUCGCUGCUUUGGCCCGUGCUCCGCGCAACCGCUUGCCCGGUGUUUCUCGGGAUCAGUACGCCACGCAUAUGCGUGACGUCGUCAUGGCUAUGCUGGGUCUCUCGCACACCAUCAACUCCCGCGUCGGUAACGACUUCGUGCGUGGUGUCUCUGGUGGUGAGCGCAAGCGUGUCAGUAUCGCAGAGGCUACCCUUUGCGGCAGCCCUCUGCAGUGCUGGGAUAACUCCACCCGUGGCCUGGAUAGUGCCAACGCCCUCGAAUUCUGCAAGACCCUGAACUUGAUGGCCAAGUACUCUGGCACAACCUGUGCAGUUGCCAUCUACCAGGCCUCCCAGAGUGCCUAUGAUGUCUUUGACAAGGUGACCGUUCUAUACGAGGGUCGUCAGAUCUAUUUCGGCCGUACCGAGGACGCCAAGGAGUUCUUUACGACCAUGGGUUUCGACUGUCCCGAGCGUCAGACUACCGCCGAUUUUCUGACCUCCCUCACAAGUCCUGCGGAGCGUCUCGUGAAGCCCGGAUUCGAACAUAGUGUGCCUCGUACCCCCGACGAAUUCGCCGCUGCCUGGAAGAAGAGCGAUGCUUAUACGCAGCUGAUGAGGGAGAUCGAGGAAUACGACCAGACCUACCCUAUUGGCGGAGAGUCGCUGCAGAAGUUCAUUGACUCGCGAAAGGCUAUGCAGUCUAAAGGCCAGCGCGUCCGCUCUCCUUACACCUUGUCUGUCAUGGAGCAGAUCAACCUCUGCAUGGCACGUGGCUUCCAGCGCCUCAAGGGCGAUGCAAGCUUGACCUUGUCUCAACUCAUCGGAAACUUCAUUAUGGCUCUGAUCAUCGGUUCCGUCUUCUACAACUUGCAGGACGACACCGACAGUUUCUAUUCUCGUGGUGCCCUUCUUUUCUUCGCCGUCCUGCUCAAUGCUUUCUCCAGUGCCCUUGAGAUUCUGACCCUUUACGCACAACGUCCCAUUGUCGAAAAACAAGCUCGAUAUGCUAUGUACCACCCCUUCACCGAGGCUGUCGCGUCGAUGAUGUGUGACAUGCCGUAUAAGCUUCUCAACGCCGUAACCUUCAACGUGACCCUUUACUUCUUGACCAACCUUCGCCGGACUCCUGGUGCUUUCUUCACCUUCCUUCUGUUCUCCUUCAUGACCACCAUGACCAUGUCUAUGAUUUUCCGCACUAUUGCUGCCUUUUCUCGAACCCUUUCUCAGGCUCUGGUGCCGGCCGCCGUCUUGAUUCUGGGUCUCAUCAUUUACACUGGUUUCACCAUCCCGCCCACUAAUAUGCUUGGCUGGUCUCGCUGGAUGAACUACAUUGAUCCCAUCGGAUACGGUUUUGAGUCUCUCAUGGUCAACGAGUUCCACAACCGAAACUUCACCUGCUCUUCUUUCAUUCCGUCUAACUUGAAUGUCUACAACAGCGUCGGCUUGGCCAACAAGGUUUGUUCUGCCAAGGGUGCUCGCCCUGCUUCCAAUAUUGUCAUGGGCGAUAAUUACCUCCACGACAGCUUCCAGUACUACAACAGCCACAAGUGGCGCAACCUGGGCAUCAUGAUCGGUUUCAUGAUUUUCUUCAUGGCUACCUACCUCAUUGGCACCGAGUACAUUUCCGAGUCCAAGUCUAAGGGGGAGGUUCUGCUCUUCCGUCGCGGUCAAGCUCCCAAGCGGUCCGAGCCCGGUGAUGUCGAGGGAUCCCAGUCGGUGGCCUCGGCUGAGAAGACUGACGAGUCGACCAAGGAAGUCUCUGCCAAGAUUCAGAGACAGACCGCUGUCUUCCACUGGCAAGAUGUUUGCUACGAUAUCAAGAUCAAGAGCGAGGAGCGCCGGAUUCUGGAUCACGUUGAUGGUUGGGUCAAGCCCGGUACUUGCACAGCCCUUAUGGGUGUGUCUGGUGCUGGUAAGACUACUCUGCUUGAUGUGCUGGCUACUCGUGUCACUAUGGGUGUUGUUUCCGGUGAAAUGCUUGUCGAUGGCCGUCUUCGUGAUCAGUCCUUCCAGCGGAAGACUGGUUACGUCCAACAGCAGGAUCUUCAUCUCUACACCACCACUGUCCGUGAGGCUCUUCGCUUCAGUGCCAUCCUCCGUCAACCCGAGCACGUCAGUCGCCAAGAGAAGCUGGAUUACGUCGAAGAGGUCAUCAAGCUUCUGGGAAUGGAAAGCUAUGCUGAUGCUGUUGUGGGUGUCCCCGGUGAAGGUCUUAACGUCGAGCAGCGCAAGCGUCUCACCAUCGGUGUCGAGCUUGCUGCUAAGCCCCAGCUGCUUCUGUUCCUUGACGAGCCCACUUCCGGUCUUGACAGUCAAACUUCCUGGUCUAUUCUCGAUCUCAUCGACACUCUCACCCAGCACGGACAGGCCAUUCUCUGCACUAUUCACCAGCCCUCUGCUAUGUUGUUCCAACGUUUCGACCGUCUUCUUUUCCUUGCGAAGGGUGGUAAGACCGUCUACUUCGGUGACAUCGGCGAGAAGUCCUCCAUCCUUUCCAGCUACUUCGAAAGGAAUGGCGCACCCAAGCUCUCUCCCGAUGCUAACCCUGCCGAGUGGAUGCUUGAAGUUAUCGGUGCUGCCCCUGGAUCCCACAGUGACAUUGAUUGGCCUGUCGUUUGGCGAGAGAGCCCCGAGCGCGUUAAGGUGCACGAACAUCUGGCUGAAUUGAAGGCGACCCUCUCUCAGAAGCCCGUGGAGGAGUCAACUGACAACCCUGCAAACUACAAGGAGUUCGCCGCUCCUUUCAGCGUUCAGCUCUACGAGUGCCUGGUCCGCGUGUUCAGUCAGUACUGGCGCACUCCCGUCUACAUUUACUCCAAGGCCGCUCUCUGUGUCUUAACGGCCAUCUAUAUCGGUUUCUCCUUCUUCCACGCCAAGAACAGUCUCCAAGGUCUCCAGAACCAGAUGUUCAGUAUUUUUAUGCUGAUGACCAUCUUCGGUAACUUGGUUCAACAGAUCAUGCCUCACUUCGUCACCCAGCGUUCUUUGUAUGAGGUCCGCGAGCGUCCUUCCAAGACCUACUCGUGGCAAGCAUUCAUGACGGCCAAUAUCUUGGUUGAGCUGCCUUGGAACACGCUUAUGGCUAUCCUAAUCUUCGUCUGUUGGUACUAUCCAAUCGGUCUGUACCGUAACACAUACGACACCGACUCCCUGCAUGAGCGUGGUGCACUGAUGUUCCUCCUGAUCUGGACCUUCCUUCUAUUUACCUCCACCUUCUCUCACAUGAUGAUCGCCGGUAUCGAGCUUGCCGAGACCGGUGGUAACCUGGCCAACUUGCUCUUCUCUCUUUGUCUUAUCUUCUGUGGUGUCCUCGCGACCCCGGCCAAGAUGCCCCGCUUUUGGAUCUUCAUGUACCGUGUCUCGCCGUUCACGUAUCUCGUGUCUGCGAUGUUAUCCACCGGUGUGUCUGGCACUACAGCCGUUUGCUCGCCUAUCGAGCUCCUCCACUUCACGCCUCCAUCCGGCCAGACCUGUGAGAAGUACAUGGCUCCUUACAUCAAAGCGUUUGGAGGAUAUCUCGAAGCUUCAUCGAAGAUGUCCACCACCGACUGCUCCUUCUGCACCAUCUCCUCCACAGAUACUUUCCUCGCCAGUGUGUCGAGCUACUACAAAGACGCUUGGCGCAACUUCGGCAUCAUGUGGGUCUACAUCAUUGUCAACAUCUUCCUGGCCGUGUUCAUCUACUGGCUGGCUCGUGUGCCCAAGGGCAGCCGGAGCAAGAGCAAGAGCAAGAGCAAGAGCUCCUGA